UACUAAACAGGAUGGAUGGGAUUUAUGACUGAACACAUGGAAGAAAUAGAGACAGAAAAAACUUUGACACAAACCUUUUUGGAAGGAUGGGCUCUAUUCAAAGAUAUUACCAACAGUGAUGAGCCUUCGAAUUCUAAUAAAUACAAAGCUGAACUGAAGAGAUGCCAAAAGGUAUUUAUUCAAUGUACCCAUAUGGUGAACCAGUUGCUUUUAUUUAGUCCUAAUGAAAUCAUAGAUGAAGUUUCCACUGGGAAUAUAAAGUUUCUGUUAUUGCCAGCAUUUUUGGGUGAUAUAUACCUCAAAGAAAUAUCUGAUGACAGAAAAUCCAGUCUAGAUAAUGCUUUAAUUUAUUUUCGGGAUUAUUUAAAGCGAUGCCACGAGUACAUGGUUGUCCCAAAUGACUUAUCUAGUUAUUAUCUGAAGAGUGCAGAAAGUCCAAAUCAGCAAAGUAGAAACAUAAAUGACGUGAACAAAGCCAGACAGCAAAAGAUACAGAGAUAUAAAGAAAAUAAGAUAAUCGCUUCCAGGAUAGACAUAAUCGAAAGCCGGCUAAAAAAAGAUAAAAAUUCUGUUGAUGAUGAAACUGUUCGUAGCUUUUACUUAGACUGGUUAAAAUUAUGGAUAAACAACGCCAUAGAGAAUAUUGCAUCUAUAAACUCUGAACUUCCCAUUCUAGAACAUAUGAGUAAAAUUAAAAAGGGGGAAGUAAAGCCUCCUGAAGAGAAAAAAAAGUUGGAACCUAUGAAACCUAUUUUAAUUACCAGAGAAAUGCUGCAAAAAGAAGUUUUUGGUGCAGGAUAUAAAAGUCUGCCUACAAUGACUGAAAACGAAUACUUUGAAAAAGAAUUACGAGAAGGUAAAAUCAUUCAAGAAUAUGAAAAAGAAGCAAAUGCGCCUGAGAAAUCUGAUGAACACUCGUCUGAUGAAGAUGAUGAAAAGCUGAAGAAGGCAAGAGAUUGGGAUGAUUGGAAAGAUACACAUAGAAGAGGCGAAGGAAACAAGGAACGACACGGUUAACAUUUUUUAACAAGAUUUCGCAGGUGGCUGUUGGUUUCAGCAAAAAGAUAUGGUUAGUUGGUUAAUGGUUUUUGCAAGAACUUCAUAUAUCUUAGGUCUUGCAAAUAUAUGUAUAUAUUUGAAAAUUUAUUUCUUGUAUGCAUAUUGUGAAUCUAAGAAGUCAAAGGCAACAGUGUUUUAGCACUUUUUUGUUUGAAAUAAAACCAAAUAUUGUAUGCUGCCACACUUUGUCAACGUUAAGUCAAGUUUUAUAUCACUUUUAAAAGAAAUUAUCUUGUACUUUAUACUUUAGCAUGUUUUACCCUUUAAAUAUGCGUGACUUUAUUUUGUGCAUGUAGAGGUUUUUUAUUGGUACCCUGGAUCGGAAUUCGAUUACUCUAAUCUCUCCAUUCUUCACUUCCUUGCUAUUUAGAGCAGUUAUUGUUGAAUUUCGAUGAACUUAUCUAGAAGCAGUUCACUCGAAUCCUUAAGGAUUUUUAAUGAUUCGUCAGUCUUUUAAAUCGAACACGUCGAAUCGUUUUUGUUUGUUUGUUUGUUUGUUUGUUUUUUAACUUAUAUAUAACUUAAAUACUUUUAACUUAAAUAUACCAGACUUUUGUAUAUAGGUAAAAAACUACUACUGUUAACUAUUAAUAUGAAACGAUAACACCAUUAUUAGACAGGUGAAAGAUGUGACUUGCUGAAAUUGAAUUACAAUUAUAUAUGUUUGAAGAAAAAUUAGUUGCAGCUUCGUUGUGUGUGUUUAUGUAUGUUCUCUUGGCAAUCGCCCUUGGAUUUUCAAACAGUGUCUAUUGUAUAAUGUUUUCCAUUUGAUUUAGAGUAUUUUGUGUAUAAAUAUGCAUCUUCAUGCAAAAAAAUCUGACAAAUUCACCA
This is a messenger RNA of Hydractinia symbiolongicarpus, 1890 nucleotides long. Its product is annotated as immunoglobulin-binding protein 1-like. The record is from RefSeq and is a predicted model, not a curated record. The coding region runs from base 16 to 1017 and encodes 333 amino acids. NCBI's taxonomy places the organism in Eukaryota, Metazoa, Cnidaria, Hydrozoa, Anthoathecata, Hydractiniidae. The transcript is spliced from 2 exons. Gene Ontology annotation, molecular function: protein phosphatase 2A binding. Gene Ontology annotation, cellular component: cytosol. Gene Ontology annotation, biological process: regulation of dephosphorylation; regulation of signal transduction.